Molecule: messenger RNA, 1260 nt
Organism: Temnothorax curvispinosus
Lineage: Eukaryota; Metazoa; Arthropoda; Insecta; Hymenoptera; Formicidae
Exons: 7
Coding region: 565-1176 (203 amino acids)
Source: RefSeq, a predicted model, not a curated record
CACGGAACUGACGGAACGGAUGAUCAGCUCCGGAACGAGUGGCGUCGCGGCUCAAUAAUUGAAGGCGGCUGACACGGAACGGAUCGGCUCCGGAACGAGUGGCGUCGCGGCUCAUUUAAUUGAUUUCCAGAAUGCGACGAAUACGAGACGGAGAUGGAUCCGCUCCGAACGAGUGGCACGACUUAUUUAAUUGAAGAAAACGACGCAGAAAGUGUCGCAUCGAGAGAGCUGACAACCCGAGAGGAUAGCUUGAGAGGAGGAGGAGGCCUGGGAGAGGCAUCGGGCGCCAGCGAAGCAACUUUGUGAAUCAACAUAGCUACGUGGCAGUUAUAAUUCCGCUGUUGCGCAUCGGGAUUGGUGAUACACGUCUGCCUGACGAAUGCCAUAUUGGUGACUAAGGCAUCUUCGGAUCCGACGAACGUACCGCAUUUGUGGCACAGUUAUCUGUCGGUUACGAGCGCUCCGUUUCCGAAACAUCCAAAUCAUCAAUACGAUGAUCAUCACGCGAUCGGCAACGAUCUGGAGAAAUUAGCAUCCUCCAAAGAUCUACCGAUAGCGCGUCCAAUGGGACUUCAAUCCGCGUCGACUUCAAGCAAUCACAGGCAGAAAUCGCAAACGGGUCCUCAAAGGUUCCCUACGGAAAUUCACCAGGACGACGUUUGGCUUUCGGCGAAAGUGCCAAACGCAUCUCCGUCGCCUCUGCCGCAAGCGCCGACGACGAUGGCGACGACGACGAUGACGACGACGACGUUAUCGGGACCUCGAGGUAUCCGGGAAUAUCAACCCCACGUACCUCGACGAUUGGCGUAUCAAGAUGUCGAUGUACUCGACAGAUACCUGACGAACGAGCCGUAUGACGAUAAACUGCCGUAUCGUGGAAAAAUUGAGACAGCGUCGUAUUACCGUCGAGGGCCGCAAGACAUAACGGCAAUCAUCAAGGCUCUCGAUCGCUUCCUGAGCCAUACUCUAAACGACGAUGGCUACAAUAGCAAGGUACAUCCGCCGCCCAAUCCCGUUCUAGCCCUCAUUCUGUCCCGAUACGGGCGUUACGUGCCUGGACCGCGAAACCCUCGCGUAUACGCUUAUUUGGCGGCGAACAAUAUCCACAACCAUCAACCCUUCGGCAAGUACAAAUACGAGUUCGACGAGGAGCCAAUUUACACGGCGAGAAGAUAGCGAAUGUAACAAAUGUUAUUAAUGCACUUGAAAACAUGAUAAUGUAAGCAAACGUAUGACAAUAAAAUAACAAUAGCUUGUACA